Impatiens glandulifera is the source of this 1669-nucleotide messenger RNA. RefSeq names its product exosome complex component RRP45A-like. The transcript has 10 exons. The record is from RefSeq and is a predicted model, not a curated record. Gene Ontology annotation, cellular component: cytoplasmic exosome (RNase complex); nuclear exosome (RNase complex). Gene Ontology annotation, biological process: TRAMP-dependent tRNA surveillance pathway; nuclear polyadenylation-dependent rRNA catabolic process; nuclear polyadenylation-dependent mRNA catabolic process. The coding region runs from base 164 to 1462 and encodes 432 amino acids. NCBI's taxonomy places the organism in Eukaryota, Viridiplantae, Streptophyta, Magnoliopsida, Ericales, Balsaminaceae.
CGUCUUCUUCUUCUUUGAAUCAUCAUUUCUUAAUCUUCUUCUUCUCCAGACAGAAAACCCACUGUAGUCGGUAGCACAGCUCAACCUCAACCUCACCUCACCUCACUCCUCAGGCAGAAGACAGUCACGGCUAAGACAACCGCAUCUCCGUCCAGCGGUCCAGAUGGAACAAAGGCUAGGUAGUACGUGGGAGCUGACAGUGAAUGAGAAAACAUUUAUCGAGACUGCUUUGAAAUCUGAUCUUAGAACAGAUGGUCGAAGACCGUUUGACUAUAGACGGAUAACGAUCAAGUUUGGCAGAGAAGAUGGAUCAUCAGAGGUGCAGCUUGGUCAGACUCAUGUUAUGGGAUUUGUGUCCUCACAACUAGUUCAGCCAUAUAGAGAAAGGCCUAAUGAAGGCACACUCUCAAUCUUCACUGAGUUUUCUCCUAUGGCGGAUCCUUCUUUUGAAGCAGGACGUCCAGGAGAAUAUGCUGUGGAAUUGGGGCGGAUAGUUGACCGUGGUUUGAGGGAAAGUCGUGCAGUAGAUACAGAAUCACUUUGUGUUGUUGCUGGGAAAUUUGUGUGGUCCAUUCGCAUUGAUCUUCAUAUUCUAGACAAUGGAGGAAAUCUUGUUGACGCUGCAAACAUUGCUGCUUUGGCUGCUUUGAUGACAUUCAGGAGGCCUGAGUGCUCAUUAGAAGGAGAAGAUGGUCAGGAAGUUGUAGUGCAUUCACCCGAGGUUAAGGAGCCACUUCCUUUAACAAUACACCAUCUUCCUAUAGCAGUGUCUUUUGCAUUUGUUGGCAAUGAAAACACAGUGAUUAUUGAUCCAUCACACAGUGAGGAGGCUGUUAUGGGAGGAAGCUUGACAGCUACAAUUAACACCAAUGGUGAUGUUUGUGCUAUUCAAAAAGCUGGUGGUGUGGGUGUCCUGCAAAGUGUCAUCAUGCAGUGUCUUAGAAUUGCUUCGGUUAAGGCUGCCGAUAUAACUAACAAGAUUAAAACUGCGGUUGAAGCUUAUAAUAUAGAGAGGGCGCAAAGGAAGAUUAAACGCCAUCCAACUUCUGUUCCCAUGGAUCUUAGUGAACCUGUUACCAAGCUAGAGAUAGAGGAAAAGAAUUGCAAUGAAAGCAAUAACAUGGAGUGUGAAUUUCAACCUUUGGAGCCAAAUGGAACAAAGAAGAAGGAUACCCGUGCAACAAGCUUCAUUGGCGGGCCAUCAAGUUGGGAUCCGAUCUCAAAGGGUGUGAAUAUGGAGGAAUUGAGAGCGUCUUUGGCUUCUCGAGCUGUUACAUCUUCAACAACACCUAAGAAGGAGCAACAUCCAGAAGAAGCUGAAUUAAAAAAGACAACUGACCAAACUCCUCCUAUGGCUGUGGAAGCUAGUGUGGAAACCAGUGGUCAGAAGACAUUACUAGAUGCUGUAAAACCCAAACACAAGAGGAAGAAGAAGCAAUCUAGAAAUAUCAACUCAAACUAAACUAAGCUAAGCAGACAGACACAAGUGUAGUAAUCUACUUGUAGUGUAAAAUUGACAGUAUCAAAGAAGAAAUAUUAGUGUGAUUUUAUUAAUAGUUGAUUUUGUAUUUGUUUGGGAGUGGAAUGAAUGCAUUCAUUUUGGGGUUUAUUCAAUGUUAAAUUGUUGGACAUUUAAGUGAAUUGGUAGGUGGUUCACUUCUUUCUUGCA